AUGCCGCGCCCCAAGCGCACAAAAGUCGCGUCGACCGCAGCUCAACCCACACGCGUCGCCGUCACACCCAAGCUCGCGACAACCACAGCAAGCCGCCUCAAUGCACCACGCGUAUCCUCUGAACAUACCGACGAAGUCAGCGAUGAUAGCCAAGGGUUUGUAAAAACUGUCAAAGGACCUCCGCGCGGAAGGCGAGGCGCGCAACGGCCGUCGGACACGGUGAAGAUGACAGGCGCACUCGGCGAAGGCGCCGUCAAGAACGCGCGCAAGGCGAACACUAGGCCGAGACAGCUGGUGAAGAAGGUCGCGCAGGAUCCUGGACAAACGAACGCGUUGGACGCGCUCAGGAAGAGACGGGAUGAAGCGUUGAGAGCAAAGGGCGCACAAGCGGGCGUGUCGUCACCGGCGCAAGUGCAGCAGACUCCGAGGGCUGAGCCACAGCGAGAGCCUGUGAUACAGGUGUCGUCGGCGGCAACGAGUGACACGGAAGAUCUGUAUGCGAUGCCAGCCCCGAGACCGGCGCAGAAGACGCCUCAGACACAAGCGGCGCCUGUUGCGCCUAUGAACCGGAUUGAGGCUCCAUCGACCACAACCCGGACCGUUCAGCGCAUCACGAAAACCUCAUCGCCACACGGUCCGCCGAUCCCGCUGUCCGCAGCCAAGCCACAAAGCACACCAGGGCCUGAGACUUCCGUCCUCGCUCUAGCCAACUUUAGGCGCAGGCCACGCCAACCGAGCAUCCUGCGUAUGGUCGAGCAGCAUAAUGAUGACGAGGAUGAUACUCUGGGGGAUUUCAACCCUGACGACGAGUCAACGCCCGUAGGCACAAGGAAAGUUACCGUACCCUCGAGCGCGGUGGCCGGGACUCCUGAAGAAGCGCGUACCUCGAGCUCCAGGAAGCGCAAGCACUCGUCACUGGAGCCGGAUUCGGAGAUACAAGUACUUCGUUCAUCACCACCCCUAAUCAGCCCCCCUAUCGGCGGACGCGACGAAGACAGCGCACAUGAGUCAUCGAGCUUGCCAGACCGCAUGCCCGACACGCAGGAAGCUCCCACGACCCACGAAACAGAGCAAGCCCCUGAAAUAUGGAGCGAAACCAUGGCCCCCCCAGAAUCCAGCAGCCCCUCCCACCGCAGCCAAGAACUCCGCAAGCACGACGCACCACCUGCAAGGCGCCGAGGCCGUCCCCCACGCGCGCGGACUGCCGAUCAUUCCGACCUCUCCGACGCCGAAGACGCCGCAACCACGCCCGCCCGCCCAAAACGCAACGCCCAGCCGAUACCUAAGAAAGCUCCCGCUCUAACCACGGCGGCGCUAGCGAGUCUGCUCCCCCAGCGCCGCCGGAAACCACGCGACGCGCGAGCGAAAUCGCCGUUCGAGAUCCCGAGCUCGUCUGACAUCGCGAUGGUCGACACAGACGAAGACGAGCUACAGCAGGCGCCUGCGCGGAGAGGCCGUGGCAAAGCGCCCACAAAGACGGCGGCUAGGACGCCGAAGAAGGGCGGAGGCGCCGGGAAGCUCAAAUCUGCGUCGCCGCUUUCGGCAAGGAAGGGGGGUGCGGGUAGGCCUGCGACCACUACGCCGGCAGCAGCGACCAGGAGAACGUAUACACGUCGUCCGCGCCCGACAUCGGACCAAGAAAACAACAACGGCGACUCCUCGGGCCUGAGCGAGCCGCCCUCGGGCAGCGAGUCGCAGGGAGAGGGCGAUACGACGGUCGUGGAGAUUGUGAGUAAGAGCAAAGAGCUGGCGGCCGCGAAGCAGAAGUUCGAGGAGGUCGAUCAGUGGGAGAUGGAGUUUGAGAGCGCGGAUCUUAUAGGGGGCGAGUCGAGCCCCUGGCGGUGA
Coniosporium apollinis CBS 100218 is the source of this 1845-nucleotide messenger RNA. RefSeq lists its product as uncharacterized. The record is from RefSeq and is a predicted model, not a curated record. Bases 1 to 1845 code for a protein of 614 amino acids. NCBI's taxonomy places the organism in Eukaryota, Fungi, Ascomycota, Dothideomycetes. The transcript has a single exon.